Cutaneotrichosporon oleaginosum is the source of this 1071-nucleotide messenger RNA. RefSeq lists its product as uncharacterized. The record is from RefSeq and is a predicted model, not a curated record. Gene Ontology annotation, molecular function: adenosine kinase activity. NCBI's taxonomy places the organism in Eukaryota, Fungi, Basidiomycota, Tremellomycetes, Trichosporonales, Trichosporonaceae. Gene Ontology annotation, cellular component: nucleus; cytosol. Gene Ontology annotation, biological process: purine nucleobase metabolic process; purine ribonucleoside salvage.
AUGUCCUCCCCCAUCGUCGUCUGCAUCGGUAACCCCCUCCUCGACAUCCAGGUGUCGCCCCAGGACGGCCCCAAGUACCUCGAGAAGUACGGCCUCAAGGCCAACGAUGCCAUCCUCGCCGAGGAGAAGCACAUGCCCAUCUACGAGGACAUUGUCGCCAACUCCGAGGUCACCUAUGUGGCUGGUGGUGCCGCCCAGAACGCGGCGCGUGCGGCUUCGUACGUCCUCCCCGAGAAGUCGGUUGCCUACAUCGGCUCGGUCGGUGACGAUGACCUUAAGCAGACCCUCCAGAAGGUCAACGAGACCGAGGGUGUUGUGAGCGCGUACGAGGUCCAGCCCGCGCCCACGAAGACCGGUGCCUGCGCCGUCAUUCUCUCGAACCACGACCGUUCGCUCGUCACCACCCUCCGCGCCGCCGAGAUGUUCCACAAGGAGCACCUCGCCAAGCCCGAGGUCGCCGCCCUCAUCGACGGCGCCAAGUUCUUCUACAUUGGCGGUUUCUUCCUCACCCACGGCAUCGAGUCGGCUCUCGAGGUCGCCAAGGCUGCCUCGAGCCGCGGCAAGACUGUUGUCCUCAACCUCUCAGCGCCCUUCAUCGCCCAGUUCUUCAAGGUCCAGCUUGAGGAGCUCCUUCCCCACGUCGACAUCCUUAUCGGCAACGAGUCCGAGGCCGCCGCUUACGCCGAGGCUGCCGGCCUUGCCGACGCCACCCCCGAGCAGGUCGCGUCCACCCUUGCCGUCUUCUCCAAGUCGAACGCCUCGCGCCCCCGUGUUGUCAUCAUCACCCAGGGCCCCGACAGCACCCUCGUCGCGUCGUCGAGCCCCUCGGCCUCGCCCGCCAACCUCUCCCCCAACGACCCCAACCCCAAGAUCUACCCCGUCCCCAAGCUUGCCGCCGACAAGAUCAUCGACACCAACGGUGCCGGUGACAUGUUUGCCGGUGGCCUUCUUGGUGCCCUCGCGCAGGGCAAGAGCCUUGACGAGGCCAUCGAGGUCGGCCACAAGCUCGGCCAGAUGUGCUGCGGCCAGAUCGGCCCUAAGCUCCAGUUCCCCAAGGUCAACGUCCUUUAA